GGCGGCCGUGGUUUCCUCUCUUCUCGCGAUACUUCUUCUUGAAUGAAUUCAAACAUGGCGUCGGCAGGAGAGGCGGGCAGCAGUGUAGUAACUGAAGCAGACACAGCGAAGAGUGAGGCUGCGUUCACUGAGCUUCCUGUCAGCAUGGACACACAGUCAUCCAGUGGCAAGGAAGGACUGGAAACGGCGGGCAACGCCUCCGAGGCAGCCGAUACCCUCACCGGGUCGGGGGACGAGGAAAACGGGAGACAGUUGGGCGAGGUGGAGCUGCAGUGCGCCUUGUGUACAAAGUGGUUCACCGCCGACACGUUUGCAAUCAACACGACGUCUUGUCUUCCCUUCAUGACCAACUACGUGUUCCACUGCAACGUUUGUCAUCACAGCGGCAACACGUAUUUCCUCAGGAAACAAGCCAACCUAAAGGAGAUGUGUCUCACAGCACUUGCUAACCUGACCUGGAGGUCCAGAACCCAAGACGAACACCCAAAGACCAUGUUCUCUAAGGACAAGGAUAUCAUUCCCUUUAUUGACAAAUAUUGGGAGUGCAUGACGACCAGACAAAGGCCUGGAAAGCUUACCUGGCCAAACAACAUUGUGAAGACGAUGAGCAAAGAGCGAGACGUUUUCCUGGUGAAGGAGCAUCCUGACCCUGGCAGUAAGGAUUCAGAGGAGGAGUACCCCAAGUUUGGCUUGCUGGACCAGGACCUGGGUAACAUCGGACCCUCAUACGACUCGCAGAAGCAGUCCGCUGUGACGCCCACCGCAGGAGGCCUAAACGGUGGAUCCACUUACUCAGGCGCCCUAGCUCCGGUGCCUGGAAAAGGACGAGGAGCCAAGCGUAAACAACAGCAGCAGCUGCAGCAAGAGGGCGCCACUGCAGGAGCCACCAAGAGGACUCGCAGUGACCCGCUAUUCUCAGCCCAGCGACUUCCCCCCCAUGGGUACCCACUCGAGCACCCUUUCAACAAAGAUGGUUACCGUUACAUACUGGCAGAACCGGACCCCCACGCUCCCGACCCGGAGAAACUGGAGCUGGACUGCUGGGCCGGGAAGCCCAUCCCCGGUGAUCUGUACCGGGCGUGUCUGUACGAGAGGGUGCUGCUGGCUUUACACGACCGAGCGCCGCAGCUGAAGAUUUCGGACGACCGCCUGACCGUGACGGGCGAGAAGGGCUACUCCAUGGUGCGAGCCUCUCACGGCAUCCGGAAAGGCGCCUGGUACUUUGAGGUGUCCGUGGACGAGAUGCCUCCUGAGACGGCGGCCCGUCUCGGCUGGUCUCAGCCGCUCGGUAACCUGCAGGCGCCGCUGGGCUACGACAAGUUCAGCUACUCGUGGCGUAGCAAGAAGGGCACGCGCUUCCAUCAGUCCAUUGGGAAACAUUACUCCUCAGGAUACGGUCAAGGAGACACGCUGGGCUUUUUCAUCCAGCUGCCAGAUGACACGGAGACAGCCAGGGCGCUUCCGGACACCUACAAGGACAAGGCGCUCAUCAAGUUCAAGAGCUACCUGUAUUUCGAAGAGAAGGACUAUGUGGACAAAGCGGAGAAGAGUCUGAAGGCCAUGAGCCCCAGCAGGAUGGUGUUCUAUAAAAACGGUGUGAGUCAAGGCGUGGCCUUUGAGAACCUGUUUGAAGGAAUCUACUUCCCUGCUAUCUCUCUUUACAAGAGCUGCACGGUAUCCGUCAACUUCGGGCCGCAUUUCAAACACCCGCCCAAAGACGUCCGUUACAAGCCGGUAAGAGCUCGCCUUGACUGGGGGCUUUCACCGACCUUCAUUUCUUCAACACUUUCUCCCCUUCCCCAGAUGAGCGACAUGGGCUGGGGCGCCGUCAUCGAGCACACGCUGGCCGACACGCUCUACCACGUGGAGACCGACGUGGACGGCCGACGCAGCCCGCCGUGGGAGGGAUAAGCGCCUGCGGGAGAAAGGCCAAUACGCAUGCACACACAGCCGUAAAAACAGGCAGUUCACUUUAUUAGAAUUAUUUACACUCAAGUUGGUUCAUUUUUAUUUACAAUACAUUCAAGGAGAAACUGAAUUAGCGUGACAUGAGAAAACAUUCCUCAACUAUUGGACUUAGCAUUCGUGGUCAACAUGCAGUCGGUGUGUUUCGUGUUUAAGUCUUGCUGCUCCCGCCGUCUUCUCGCUGUGUUUUUUUUAAUGGACGCAAAUAAAAAUAUGCUACAUUUUG
Nerophis lumbriciformis (worm pipefish) is the source of this 2191-nucleotide messenger RNA. It is a transcript of the gene ash2l, whose product is annotated as ash2 like, histone lysine methyltransferase complex subunit. Gene Ontology annotation, molecular function: transcription cis-regulatory region binding; protein binding. The record is from RefSeq and is a predicted model, not a curated record. Lineage: Eukaryota; Metazoa; Chordata; Actinopteri; Syngnathiformes; Syngnathidae. Gene Ontology annotation, cellular component: Set1C/COMPASS complex.